This is a messenger RNA of Leishmania braziliensis MHOM/BR/75/M2904, 1902 nucleotides long. Its product is annotated as putative peroxisome targeting signal 1 receptor. Gene Ontology annotation, biological process: protein import into peroxisome matrix, docking. Gene Ontology annotation, molecular function: protein binding. The record is from RefSeq and is a predicted model, not a curated record. Bases 1 to 1902 code for a protein of 633 amino acids. Gene Ontology annotation, cellular component: cytosol; peroxisomal membrane. Lineage: Eukaryota; Euglenozoa; Kinetoplastea; Trypanosomatida; Trypanosomatidae. The transcript has a single exon.
AUGGACUGCAACACCGGAAUGCAGCUGGGGCAGCAGCUCGCUAAGGACACCAUGAUGUCGCACGGUGGUGUGCCCAUGAGCGGCAUCAUGUCAGAGCAGGAUGCCCUGAUGCCGAACGUACAGGUGGCAGGCGCUAACCCCAUGAUGGAGGCUCAGUGGGCACAGAAUUUUCAGCAGCAGCAGCAGGCGAUGCAAGCAAUGCGGCAGCAGCACGAGAUGGAGCAGGCAUUUCAGAACUCGCAGCAGCAGCAGGUUGCCGUUGUGCAAGGCGGACAGAUGCUUGGCAUGGCUAGACCGUCGCUGCCGCAGCUCAUGACGCAGCAGCAGCAGCAAGCAUCUAUGAUGAAUGCCGCUAUGAUGAGCCAGGGGAUGAUGGCGGCCAACAUGGGUUUUGGCAUGAUGAUGCCACGCACGCAGUAUCAGCCGUUAUCCAACCUGUCCGCGCUGCAGCCCAAGCAGCAACAACAGCAGCAGCAGCAGCAGACACUGGUGAACCUAGCACCGGCGGCGCAGGACUCGGCGUGGGCGGACCAACUCAGCCAGCAGCAGUGGAACACCGACUACUCACAGGUGCAGGUAUUCGGCACAGCAGGGACGGAGAGCAAGACGGCGGAGGAGCGCAUUAAGGACAGCGAAUUCUACAAAUUUAUGGACCAGAUCAAGAACAAGGAGGUACUGAUUGACGAGGAGAAGGGCGAGCUAGUGCCGGGCCCCGGGCCAGAGGUCGUGGUCCCGGAGGACACGGAGUACCUUCGCGACUGGGCCGCGAUGGAGGGGAUGAACAUGCCGGAGAGCGUCUUCCAGCCGCUGCCAUCGUCGAGCGCGAUGACGCCUCCGGCGAACAGGGAGCCGGACUCGUAUGUCGAGGAAAUGGACAUGGCCGAGAACGACGUCGAGGACUGGGCGCAGGAGUAUGCGGAGAUGCAGGAGCGCCUGCAGAAGGUGACGAACAGUACUGAUUACCCCUUCGAGCCAAACAACCCAUACAUGUUUCACGACUUGCCGUACGAGGAGGGGAUGGAGAUGCUCCAGCUUGGCAACCUGGCCGAGGCGGCUCUUGCCUUUGAGGCUGUAUGCCAUAAGGAUAGCAGUAAUGAGAAGGCAUGGCAGGUCCUCGGCACGACACAGGCGGAAAACGAGAAGGAUGGGCUGGCCAUCAUUGCCCUUAACAAUGCCCGGCAGCUGAACCCCCGCAACCUCGAGGUUCACGCCGCGCUGAGCGUGUCGCACACGAACGAGCGCAACACCGAUGCUGCCAUGGACUCGUUGAAAGCGUGGCUCGUACAGAACCCCGAGUAUGAGCAGCUCGCCUCUGUUUCCAUCCCGCCUAACCCGGAUCUUGACGUGCAGGACACCUUCUUCUUUGCCGACCCGUCCCGUAUGCGCGAGGUCCGCACUCUCUAUGACGCUGCCAUCGAGAUGAACCCGAGCGACUCUCAGCUUUUUACAAAUCUCGGCGUGCUGCACAACGUGGCUCAUGAGUUUGACGAGGCUGCCGAGUGCUUCCGCAAGGCAGUCGCGCUACACCCUGCUGACCCCAAGUUGUGGAACAAGCUCGGGGCCACGCUGGCGAACGGUGGCCACCCUGACCAGGCACUGGAGGCGUACAACCGCGCUCUGGACAUCAACCCAGGCUACGUACGAGCCAUGUACAACAUGGCAGUCGCGUACAGCAACAUGUCGCAGUACAACAUGGCCGCCCGUCAAAUUGUCAAGGCAAUCGCGUCACAGCAAGGCGGCACGAAUCCCAGUGGAGAGGGUUCCAUUCUGGCAACACGAAGCAUGUGGGACCUCCUGCGUAUGACGCUGAACCUGAUGGACCGCGAUGACUUGGUUCAGCUGACGUACACCGAGAAUUUGGAGCCGUUUGUGAAGGAGUUCGGCCUCGAGGCCCACGUCUAA